Malassezia japonica is the source of this 1479-nucleotide messenger RNA. RefSeq lists its product as uncharacterized. The record is from RefSeq and is a predicted model, not a curated record. NCBI's taxonomy places the organism in Eukaryota, Fungi, Basidiomycota, Malasseziomycetes, Malasseziales, Malasseziaceae. The transcript has a single exon. Bases 1 to 1479 code for a protein of 492 amino acids. Gene Ontology annotation, molecular function: oxidoreductase activity, acting on the CH-OH group of donors, NAD or NADP as acceptor.
AUGUUUCACGGAAAGCUCGCACAGCUGCCUAAAUGGACCAAGAUGGAGCACAUUUCGAGCCGAGGCAUGGUCAUCCGCUACUCUUCCCCGUCGUCCAAGGGACCGGUAGUAGACGAGAGUGUCAUGCCUGCGAUCUCUAUCCCUUUUGAACCGCCGCUGGAAACCACUAUGGACGCACGCAAGCGGCUCGUGGCCAUGAGCGAGUCGUGCGAAAUAGCAAAUGCCAAGUUCGCGCAGGCCUCGUCGCCCGAGUUUUGGAGCAAGUACAAUAUGGAUGUACUGCUGCAGUGGACGGACCGCGUACUGAUGCACCCUGCGACGCUCACAGUCCUCGCCGUGCUGGCGAUCCUCCUCGCAAGCCCCAGCCCGUUGCAGAGUGUUGCACUGAAUGACGAUCGGCGCACCGACAGCGAGCAGGUGGCGUUCACGGCAUAUACCUACGUGAUACACUGCGUGCACAUGGUGGUGCACGCUGUGCGCCUUCCGCUCCAGCUGCUGAUUCUUCCUCUUGCCGUGAUCCUCUUCAUUCGUUUCCUCGGCUGGCUGAGCAGUGCAUGGAGCAACGCGGCGCCGAUGCCGAACGAUAUCGCCGAGCUGCCGACAUGGGUGAUGAGCACGCUCCUCACGCCGACGCUCCCUCCCCUGACGUCGGAGCAGUGGCGAGAAGAGAAAGUGGUCAUCACAGGAGGUGCGCGCGGUCUUGGCGCUGUGCUGGCACGGCGCCUGGCCGACAAAGGCGCGCAUGUGAUCACGCUCGACGUCGCCAAGUCGACUGUAAAACACGCAAAUGUCGUGGCGUACCGUUGUGACAUUUCCAAGCAGAACGAGGUGCUUUCGGUGACACGCAACAUUCUCCACCGCCACGGCGCCCCCACGAUGCUGAUCAAUAAUGCGGCGGUGCGGAAUGGCUACCCCCUGCUGGACGUUUCCGUGAGUGACAUUGCGCGCGUGAUGGACACAAACACAAUGGCUCACUUUUGGACCUUGAAAGAAUUUCUCCCCUCGAUGGUCGAAAAGAAGCGCGGCCAUAUUAUCACGGUGUCUUCGAUGAUGGGCCAGACCGGCGUUGCACAGAUGGUCGACUAUGUUGCAUCGAAGCAUGCGCUUGUUGGGCUGCACGAUUCCCUCCGUUUCGAGCUGGACUCGAUUUACAAGACGCCGUUCGUGCGUACGACCAUUGUCACUACGGGGCAUCUGCAAGAGACGAGCAUGUUCUCGGGGAUCCAGUAUAACGCAUUCGCACGCUUUUUUGCACCCCCCGUUAGCACCUCGAGCGUGGCUGACGCUGUGGUGGAUGCCCUCGAAAGCCAAGAGAGCCGCACCGUGGCGCUUCCGUGGUACGCAGCAUGGACGCCCGCCUUGCGUCUCCUUCCGUCGUUUGCGCGCGAUGGAGUUCAGGCGCUGCUCGGCGCGAACCACUCCAUGACCACAGCUCCGAAAGCAGCACCGGAUUCGAGUGCCGAUGCCCUCUCUACGUAA